This is a messenger RNA of Myotis brandtii (Brandt's bat), 15320 nucleotides long. It is a transcript of the gene PKHD1, whose product is annotated as polycystic kidney and hepatic disease 1 (autosomal recessive). The transcript is spliced from 66 exons. The coding region runs from base 256 to 12306 and encodes 4016 amino acids. The record is from RefSeq and is a predicted model, not a curated record. Lineage: Eukaryota; Metazoa; Chordata; Mammalia; Chiroptera; Vespertilionidae.
AGUUAGGUGAGUUACAGUCCAAUAUGAGUGAGUUACCUGCACGGUAGCUGCGGGCUGGGCUCUAACCAGAUAACAAGGCCACCGUUUCUUGGCAGAGAGGAAUAAGAUCAUUUGGAGAAGAAAGAUAAUUUCUCCCUUGAGUCACAACGAGAAAGAAACUGAAAAAAGAGUGCAAAAGCUAUGCUGUUCCAAUCAAAACUGAAAAUGCUUUUCUGUGUCUGAGCAACUUUGAGAGGAUUGACUAAAGUGGAUGAGAUGAUUGCUUGGCUGAUCUCUCUGAGAAGUAUUGAAAUGAUACUUUUGGCAAUGCCUUGCCUGAGUUUCCACAUUGAACCUGAAGAAGGUAGCAUUGCAGGGGGAACGUGGAUCACAGUCAUUUUUGAUGAUUUGGAGUCCAGUCUCCUUUAUCCCACCAAUGGUUCUCAGCUGGAAAUACACCUGGUGAAUGUGGCUGUGCCUGCACUGCCCAGCAUCCCCUGUGAUGUCUCCCCUGUCUUCUUGGAUUUGCCGGUGGUGAUGUGCAAGACCAGGUCUCUGCUGUCCCAAGUACAUGAGGGCAUGUACCACCUCGAAGUGCACUCUGGGGGACAGGUGGUAGGCAGCCCAACUGCAGGACUACCAGACAGCUGUUCUUUCAAGUUUUCCAGGGCACAGACACCCAUUGUUUACCAAGUGAGUCCACCAAGCGGAGUUCCAGGACAACUAAUACAUGUGCAUGGCUGGAUUAUCACUGGACAAUUGGAAACCUUUGAUUUUAAUGCUGAGUACAUUGAUAGCCCAUUGAUCUUGGAAGCUCAAGGAGACUACUGGGUCACUCCUUGCUCUCUUGUAAAUAGGCAGACUGGAAGCUGCUACCCCCUUCAGGAAGACCAUGGUCUUGGCACUCUGCAGUGCCGUGUGGAAGGCAACUAUAUUGGUUCCCAGAAUGUUAGUUUCUCAGUAUUUAACAAAGGAAAGUCAAUGGUCCAUAAGAAUGCAUGGCUGAUCAGUGCUAAACAGGACCUUUUCCUGUACCAGACAUACUCAGAAAUACUGUCUGUGUUUCCAGAAACUGGGAGCCUUGGGGGAAAAACAGACAUCACAAUUACAGGAGACUUCUUUGACAUCCCUGCCCAGGUUACCAUUGCAGGCAUUCCAUGUGAUGUUAGACACGUGUCUCCCACGAGGAUUGCGUGCACCACUAGGGCCCCUGGAGAAGGUGCAAGGCUCACUGCUCCUCAGGCAGGCAACCGGGGGCUUCUUUUUGAGGUUGGAGAUGCUGCUGAGGGCUUAGACCUGACUGAAGCCACCCCUGGGUACCGGUGGCAGAUUGUCCCUAACGCCAGUUCUCCAUUUGGAUUUUGGUCAAAGGAAGGGCAACCUUUCAGAGCACGGCUCAGUGGGUUCUUUGUGGCCCCAGAAACAAAUAAUUACACUUUCUGGAUCCAGGCGGACAGCCAAGCUUCCCUGCAUUUCAGUCGGUCAGAGGAUCCCAGGACCAAGGUGAAGGUGGCCUCCAUCAGGGUGGGCACUGCUGACUGGUUUGACUCCUGGGAGAAUGGGAAUGAUGAAGGCACCUGGCAACGGAAGUCCCCCAAGUUGGAGCUGCUCGGGGGAGCCAGGUACUACCUGGAGGCAGAGCAGCGUGGGAGAGCCCCCAGCGGGGGCAUGAGAAUUGGUGUCCAGAUCCACAACACCUGGCUGAAUCCCGAUGUGGUCAGCACCUACCUGCGGGAGAAGCAUCAGAUCCGAAUCCGCGCUCGGAGACUUCCGGAGAUCCAGAUGCUAACUGUGUCUGGAAGUGGGAACUUCUUCCUUACUUGGGACAAUGUCUCUAGCCAGCCUAUCCCUGCAAAUGCCACAGCCCAUCAGAUUCAAACAGCCAUUGAAGAGUUACUUGCAGUCAAAUGCCAGCUGGAACCCUUUUCGGCUAACAUCCUCCUCCGAGUUGGAUUUGAAGAAGGCCCAGAAGGUUCCAGCUUUGAUGGGGACCUCACCAGUGGGACAGAGCCCUUCUGUGGGAGGUUCAGCCUCUGUCGGCCUCGACACCUUGUCCUCACACCCCCUGCUGCCCAGCACGGCUACCGGCUGGACCAGUACACACAGCUGUGCAUUGCAUACAAAGGCCACAUGAAUAAGACCCUGAAGGUGACCGUGUCUUUCACAUUCGAUCUUCAAAACAUCAUUAAGAACAUCACCUGUGACUGGAGUCUCAUCAGAACCAGUCCCGAAAGCUGGCGAUUCACUUGCACUAACCUCUGGAUGACUUGUGUGCAUCGCUCCACGCAUCUCCAGAGGCCUCUGGCAAACUCCCUGGUGCUGGUUCAUCGAAUUGACCUCUUCCCUCUGGCUCUGGAGACGGGCAUGUUCUGUGUGGAUGAAGUUAUUAUUGCAGACACAAACCUAACAGUUUCUCAGGCUGAUUCUGGAACAGCUCGCCCAGGUGGGAAUCUGGUGGAAUCACUCUCUGUGGUGGGAUCCCCUCCAGUCUACAAUGUAACCUCCUGGUUGGCAGGGUGUGGCUCAGAGCUCCCGCUCAUCACUGCAAGCGCUGUGCCCACCGAAGGAGCAGAAGAAGGAUCCGGGUUGGUCCAGGUGGCAACGCAGAGACUUCAGAGAACAAGUCCACCUUUAGGAGGACACUUUCGCAUCCACCUUUCUAAUACAGUGAUUCCUGAUGUUCCUGUACGUAUUUCAGCUAGUCACCUUCGCAAGCUCUUACAGAACAAUGCUGAUGACGUCACAUCCAGGUAUCUCAAUGUCAGUGACUUCACUGUGAAGGAGGAUCUGAAGUCUUGCUACGAACAUGUAUGGACUCUCUCGUGGUCCACCCAGGUUGGGGAUUUGCCCAAUUUCAUCCGGGUCUCUGAUGAAAAUCUAACCGGAGUGAACCCUGCUGCAACCACUCGUGUGGUAUAUGAUGGUGGAGUUUUUCUUGCACCCAUAUUUGGAGACAUGUUGGUUACUGCCAACCAGCACACUCAGGUAGUUGUGCAAGUGAAUGACAUACUAGCUCAUUGCUCAGGUUCCUGUUCUUUCCAGUAUCUUGAAGGGUCAACUCCCCGAGUCCACUCUGUGUGGUAUGCCCUUGAUGGUGACAUGGACCUACUGGUUUACAUUACUGGAACUAGUUUCUCGGGGGACUCCCAGGCCUUGCAGAUUACAGUGAAUAAAACAAGUUGCAAAGUUAUUUUCUCAAACCAGACAGAUGUGGUCUGCCAGACAGACCUGCUACCUGUCGGAGUGUAUCAGAUCUCAGUGCUGGUGAGACCCUCGGGUCGUGCCAUCAAUGCCAGUGGAGGAGGCCUCUUCCUGAAUGUGGAACCCAGACUGGAUGCUGUGGAGCCUCCAAGAGCUGCAGAGAUCGGAGGACUCUGGGCCACCGUCCGAGGCUCUGGUUUGGAAGAUGUCAACCUCGUUUUAUUUGGAUCUCAGUCUUGUGCCAUCAAUGUCACCACAAGCAAUUCACGGAGAAUUCAAUGCCAAGUUCCACCCAGAGGGAAAGACGGAUCCAUUGUGAAUGUGACGGUGAUCAGAGGGGACCAUUCUGCAGUUCUUUCCAUGGCAUUUACAUAUGUUCCUUCUUUAAAUCCAGUGAUCAUGUCUCUGAGCAGAAACAAAAGUAACAUAGCAGGAGGUGAGACCCUUUUCAUCGGCGUGGCGCUGCCGGUGGACUACUUGGAUUUGCAUGUGGAAGUCCACAUCCAGGAUUCUUUGGCUCGGGUUCAUGCGGAGACUGCCCAGGGCCUGGAGGUGGUGCUGCCCCCGCUGCCAGCUGGCCUCCACAGAAUCUCAGUCUCCAUCAACGGGGUCAGCAUUCGUGCACAAGGGGUGGAUCUUCACAUCCAGUACAUCACAGAAGUUUUCAGCAUCGAGCCUUGCUGUGGGUCCCUUCUGGGUGGAACCAUCCUCAGCAUCGUAGGAGCAGGGUUCAGCAGGGACCCAGCUUUAAUUUGGGUGCUUGUGGGCAAUCGGUCCUGUGACAUUGUGAACUUAACAGAGACAAACAUCUGGUGUGAGACGCCCACCCUCCUGCCACCUGAGGCAGACGUCCUCACUGUCCCAGCCCCCGUGGAGGUCUGGGCUGGCAACAGGUCCUUCACCCAGGCACCUGGACCACACCUGGUGGGGAAGGGCUUCACCUUCACGUACGAGGUGGCAACAACGCCAGUGGUCACUGCCGUGCGAGGAGAAUUCACAAAUAGCAGCCUGAGCCUCUACGUGGAAGGAAAUAACCUCUCCAACUCAGUGAUGCUUCUGGGGGACUUGAACUGCGACCUAGAGACACAGUCUUUCGGGAGCAACGUGAGCCUGUCCGGGUGCUCCUUUCCUCUCCACGGUUUGGAGGCCGGUGUCUAUCCCCUUCAAGUACGUCACAAGCAGAUGGGCUUUGCUAACAUGUCUGCGGUGCCCCAGCAAUUUGUGGUGACACCGCAGAUAAUGGCCAUCUCGCCAGCCAAGGGUUCUGCUUGUGGUGGGACGGUACUCACGGUGAGCGGGUUGGCUCUCAACUCCAGGAGGAAGUCGGUUCAGGUGGAUCUUUCGGGUCCCGUUACUUGUGCGACUUUGAGCUUGGGGGACCAGACAGUCCUGUGCCAGGUUGACCUGCUGGGCGACUCCUUGCCUGGUGCUUCCUUCACCCUGAACGUCUCAGUCCUGGUCAAUGGGCUACCCAGCGAGUGCCAGGGUAAUUGCACUCUUUCCUUGAGCGAAGAGACAACUCCUGUCGUGGAUGCCUUGACCACUAACAUCAGUGGGUCUCUGACUUCAGUGCUGAUUAGAGGUCAGAGGUUAGGCACCACAGCCAAUGAGCCAGUGGUGUAUUUGGAUGAUCAUCUCCCUUGUACUGUAACCUUCUUUAAUGCAAGCCACAUCACAUGCUGGAUAAGUGACUUGAGCCCGGGACUCCACUACUUAUCAGUUGUUCAUUCAAGAAAUGGGUAUGCUUGUUCUGGUAACGUUUCCAGACACUUCUCUAUUUUGCCUCAGGUGUUGGAUUAUUUCCCCAAGAAUUUCAGCACACAUGGCGGAGGCCUUUUGACCUUAGAGGGCACCGCCCUAAGAGGGCAGAACAGCACGUUGGUCUACAUUGGGCAGCGGGCCUGCCUGACGGUGACCAUCAGCGCGGAGCUCAUCCGGUGCAUUGUUCCUGCAGGGAAUGGCUCUGCUGUCCUGGACAUAGAGGUGGAUGGACGUUCAUACCAGAUGGGAGUCAUUGAUUAUAGCAGCACCUUCACCCCGGAAUUGCUCUCUGUUUCUCACACUGGUGACGUCUUAACCUUUGUGGUGGCCCGGAUCUCAGGAGCUGAGAACGUUGACAUUUUUAUCGGGGUAUCACCCUGUGUGGGUGUCGCUGGCAACUGCACGGUUCUCCAGUGCGUGGUCCCAGUCCUUGCUGCCGGGGAGUACCAAGUCAGAGGUUAUGACCACAUAAGAGGGUGGGCCUCAUCUGUCCUGGUGUUCACAUCGAGAGUUACUGUCACAGCAGUGACUGAGAGCUUUGGCUGCCUGGGUGGACGGCUUGUGCAUGUGUUUGGAGCAGGAUUUUCUCCAGGGAACAUCUCAGCUGCCGUGUGUGGUGCUCCCUGCCAAAUCCUGGCUAACGCUACAGUGUCUGCCUUCAGCUGCUUGGUUUUUCCCCUGGAUGUGUCCCUGGCUUCCCUGUGUGACCUGAAGCAUGAGCAGGAGAGCUGUGAAGCCGCCAGUCACACCUACGUGCAGUGUGAUUUGACUGUCACUGUGGGGGCAGAGAGACUGCCUGAAUCAUGGCCUUACCUCUACAUUUGUGAAGAAAGUUCCCAAUGCCACUGGACAGAAUCAGCCUUUCCAUUGUUCUCAGGCCUCUUCCUCAGCCCUAAAGUGGAAAGAGAUGAAGUUCUCAUCUAUAAUAGCUCCUGUAACAUUACCAUGGAAACUGAGGCAAAGAUGGAGUGUGAGACGCCUAAUCAGCCAAUUACCGCCAAGAUUACUGAGAUACGGAAAAGCCGGGGCCAGAACACUCAGGGCAAUGUUUCCUUUCAUUUCUGUCGGAGGUGGUCAAGGGCUUACAGCUGGUUUCCUGAACGGGCGCCACAAGAUGGCGACAACGUCACGGUGGAGAAUGGCCAACUGCUCCUGCUAGACACCAACACAAGCAUUCUCAACUUCCUGCACGUUAAAGGAGGCAAGCUGAUUUUCAUGGACCAAGGAACCAUUGAGCUCAGGGCGCACUCCAUCCUUGUUUCUGAUGGUGGAGAGCUCCGGAUUGGAUCUGAGGACAAGCCCUUCCAAGGCCAAGCUGAGAUCACAUUGUAUGGGAGUUCCCGCUCUACCCCCUUUUUUCCAUAUGGAGUCAAGUUCCUGGCUGUGAGGAAUGGAACUCUUUCCCUGCAUGGUUCACUACCAGAAGUAAUUGUCACUCAUCUUCGAGCAGCUGCCUCUGCCCGUGACACAGUGUUGGCUCUAGAAGAUGCUGUGGACUGGCACUCUGGGGAUGCAGUUGUCAUCGUCAGUGGAAUGGGUGUUGAAGGUGCCAGACCCAUGGAGGAGAUUGUCGUUGUGGAAACUGUGCACAAUGCAGACCUGUAUCUGAGAUCACCCUUAAGAUAUUCUCACGACUUCACAGAGAAUUGGGUAGCUGGAGAGCACCAUAUUCUAAAGGCCACAGUGGCCCUGCUCAGCAGGAGGAUUAUCAUACGAGGAAAUCUCACCAGUGAGAGGACAAAGUUCCUUGCUUCAUGCCAGGAGGCUAACACUUCAGAAGGUAAUUUGCAGCACUGUUUGUAUUCCAAGAGUGAGAAGAUGCUGGGAUCCAGGGACCUGGGGGCCAGAAUCAUCAUUCAGUCCUUCCCAGAGGAGCCCAGCCGGGUACAAUUGCAGGGAGUGCAGUUCCGGAACUUGGGGCAAGCCUUCCAUAAGCAUCUGAGCUCUCUGACUCUGGUGGGAGCUAUGAGAGGUACACACGUGGAGACAAGAUAUAUCCCUUGGGAGGCUAUUCCUGGAAGGAAAAAUGGUAAAUUUGGACUCUCCAGUCCUGAAAUGUUGACACCAUCUGGUGUCUAUAUCCGCAACCCCACCAAUGUUGUAGAGGGAAACGCAGUGUGUGAUGCUGGUUUUGGCUACUUUUUCCAUCUUGUGACCAACCAAACUUCACAAGCUCCACUUCUCUCCUUCACUGGGAAUAUUGCACAUUCUUGUACAAGAUAUGGACUCUUUGUCUACCCUAAGUUUCAGCCACCUUGGGAAAAUGACACUGGCCCCACCCUGUUCCAAAACUUCAGGGUUUGGGGAAGUGCAGGUGGUGUGCAGAUUUUUAGAAGUAGCAAUCUUCACCUGAAAAACUUCCAGGUUUAUUCAUGCAGAGAUUUUGGAAUUGAUAUCUUGGAAAGUGAUGCAAAAACUUUAGUUACUGACAGCUUAUUCCUUGGUCAUUUUGCUCACCAGGGAAGCCUGUGUAUGUCAGCAGGGAUCAAAACUCCCAAAAGAUGGGAACUGAUGGUAUCUAACACAACUUUUGUUAAUUUUGAUCUCACUGGCUGCGUGUCCAUCAGAACCUGUUCGGGCUGUUCCCGAGGACAGGGUGGAUUUACUGUGAAGACCAACCAGUUAAAGUUUACAAACUCUCCCAACGUAGUAGCAUUUCCAUUUCCUCAUGCCGCAAUUUUGGAAGACGUGGAUGGGUCUCUGUCUGGGAAAAAUGGAAGUCACAUUCUUGCUUCUAUGGAAACCCUCUCAGAUUCUUGUUUGGUCAGUGCCAGAUUCAGUCAGAUUGUCCCUGGCAGUGUCUGUGGGGAAGAUGUUUUCUUUCAUCGUAUGUCUAUUGGAUUAACUAAUGCUCCGGAUGUUUCUUAUGACUUAACCUUGACUGACAGCAGAAAUAAGACAACCACUGUCAACUAUGUGCGUGACACAUUGUCUAACCCUGAUGGCUGGAUGGCUCUGCUCUUGGAUCAAGAGACCUACUCACUGCGAUUUGAGACUCCUCGGACCAACAGAUCUCUGCAGGGAAUUUAUUCAAUGUACUCAGCAACAUUUGACAACUUUGCUCCUGGGAAUUACCUCCGGCUGGUCCACCCAGUCCUGUGGCCUUCCCCUGACAUCCUCAUACGGUGCGGGAGUCGAGUGGGGCGGUCUUUGCCCUCUCUUCCAUCGCCUGGUAAAGACCAAGGCUGUGACUGGUUCUUCAAUAGCCAGUUGAGGCAACUCACCUAUCUGGUUUCAGGUGAAGGUCAAGUCCAAGUGAUUGUCCAGGUGAAGGAAGGUGUGCCCCCAACUAUUUCAGCUACUACCUCUGUGCCUGAAUCAGCUUUAAAAUGGUCCCUCCCUGAAGCAUGGACAGGCAUUGAAGAGGGCUGGGGAGGACACAACCAUACCAUCCCAGGCCCUGGGGAUGACGUCCUGAUUUUACCAAACAGGACUGUCCUUGUGGAUACAGACCUUCCAUUCCUCAAAGGCCUCUAUGUGGUGGGGACUUUAGAGUUCCCUGUGGACAGAAGCAACGUUCUGAGUGUGGCCUGCAUGGUCAUUGCAGGAGGGGAACUGAAAGUCGGUACUUUGGAAAAUCCCUUACAAAAAGAACAAAAGCUUCUGAUUCUCCUUAGAGCCUCAGAGGGAGUCUUUUGUGACCGUUUCAAUGGAAUUCAUAUUGAUCCAGGAACAAUCGGAGUUUAUGGGAAACUUCAGCUUCACAGUGCUUAUCCCAAGAAAUCCUGGACACGGCUUGGGGCUGACAUUGCUUCAGGCAAUGAGAGAAUUAUAGUAGAGGACGCCGUGGAUUGGCGACCCCACGACAAAAUUGUGCUUGGCUCCUCUUCCUAUGAGCCUCAUGAAGCAGAGGUCCUCACUGUGAAAGAAGUUAAGGGCCACCAUGUUCGGAUCCAGGAGCGGCUCAAGCACCGGCACAUUGGAAGCGUACACGUCCUGGAGGAUGGCCCAUACAUUCGUUUGGCUGCUGAAGUUGGACUUUUGACCCGAAAUAUACAAAUCCAGUCUGAUACAUCGUGUAGGGGGAGACUGCUUGUGGGGUCCUUCAGGAAGUCCAGCAGAGAAGAAUUUUCAGGUGUCCUUCAACUAUUAAAUGUAGAAAUUCAGAACUUUGGCUCACCAUUGUUUUCAUCCCUUGAAUUCACGAAUGUGUCGGCAGGAUCCUGGAUAAUAUCUUCUGCUCUGCACCACAGCUGCGGUGGGGGCAUUGGCGCAGUUGCCAGUCAUGGGAUCAUUUUAAAUGACAACAUAGUGUUUAGCACCGUUGGUCAUGGCAUUGAUUUGGAGGGUCAGGCCUAUUCUCUCUCUAAUAACCUUGUGGUUCUGAUGACACAGUCAGCGUGGUCCACCAUUUGGGUGGCAGGCAUCAAAGUGAACCAGGCAAAGGACAUCACCCUCCAUGGUAAUGUCGUGGCAGGAUCGGAGAGACUUGGCUUUCACAUCCGAGGCCAGAGGUGUUCCCCUCUUGAAGCUCUCUGGUCUGACAAUGUGGCCCACUCAAGCCUUCACGGUCUUCAUCUCUAUAAGGAAAGUGGACUUGGCAACUGUACUAGAAUCUCUGGUUUUUUGGCUUUCAAGAACUUUGACUACGGUGCCAUGCUACAUGUGGAGAACAGUGUGGAGAUAGAGAACGUCACUCUGGUGGACAACGCUAUUGGUCUUCUGGCGAUAGUAUAUGUGUCUUCUGCUUCACAGCCUUCAAUCGAAAAUGUGCAGAUUGUGCUUAGGAAUUCAGUCAUUGUGGCCACUAGCUCCUCUUUUGACUGCAUUCAGGACAGGGUUAAGCCUGGCUCUGCCAACUGGACAUUAAUGGACCGAGCUCCUUCCAACCCCAGAGGGGGUCGAGUUGGUAUUCUGUGGCCAGUGUUCACCUCAGAACCAAAUCGGUGGCCUCAGGAACCAUGGCACAAAGUGAGAAAUGGCCAUUCAGUUUCAGGAAUCAUGAAGCUUCAAGAUGUCACCUUUUCUAGUUUUGUGAAGAGUUGCUAUAGCAAUGACCUAGAUGUAUGCAUUCUGCCCAAUGCAGAGAACACUGGAAUCAUUCAUCCCAUAACAGCAGAGAGGACCAAAAUGCUAAAGAUCAAAGAUAAAAACAAGUUCUACUUUCCUCCUUUACAAACCAGGGAAGAUUUAGGAACACUGGUCUGCCCUGAAUCCCUUUGUGAAAAUCCAAGAAAAUAUCUCUUUAAGGAUCUCGAUGGGAGAGCCCUGGGUCUACCUCCACCAGUUUCUGUGUUUCCUAAAACUGAGGCAGAAUGGACUGGAUCCUUCUUCAACACAGGUACAUUUAGAGAAGAACAGAAAUGCACAUACCGAUCCCUGAUACAAGGCUACAUCUGCAAAGAGACUGACCAAGUGAUCUUAAUUCUUGACAUUGUUAAUGCCACUUGGGCAAUGAGGAAGUUAUAUCCUGUUGUUUCUGUGACUAGUGGUUUUGUUGACACCUUCAGUAGUGUAAAUGCCAAUACUUCCUGCUCUACUUCAGGGUCUGUAUCCACUUUCUAUUCCAUUUUACCCACCAGGGAAACCACCAAGGUCUGCUUUGUGGAUCAGACUCCUCAAGUUUUGCGUUUUUUUCUAUUGGGGAACAAAAGUACCUCCAAACUUCUGUUGGCUGUAUUCUACCAUGAACUCCAGAGCCCCCAUGUUUUCUUAGGGGAAAGUUUCAUCCCACCUACUCUGGUUCAAUCAACUUCCUCAUUGCUGGAUGAGUCUGUUGGUUCCAACUAUUUCAGCAUCAUGGAUAACCUCUUGUAUGUUGUUCUACAAGGAGAGGAGCUGGUUGAAAUACGCUCAGGUGUUUCCAUUCAUUUGGCCUUCACUGUGCUGUUUUCAGUCCUAGAAAAAGGCUGGGAAAUGGUGACCCUUGAAAGACUAACUGAAUUCUUACAGAUUAGCCGAGACCAAAUUAGAUUUAUUUACGAUAUGCCUGGCAAUGAAGCAACCUUAAAGGCCAUUGCUGACCGUAGAGCAAAAAGAAAGCGCAAUUGCCCAACUGUACCUUGUACCAGUUAUUAUAGAGCUGGUCAACGUAGACCUCUCAUGAUGGAAAUGAACUCAUACAGGGUUCCCCCACCAACCACCAUGGAAACUAUGUCAAAAGUGAUGGUCAUUGAAAUUGGUGAUCUGCCAACAGUAAGGAGCCCUGGAUGGAUUCCAUCCUUACCAAGCGACAAAUUACAGAAUUUGGCUCACCAGGUUAUCACCGCUCAACAGACUGGAGUACUAGAGAGUAUGCUGAAUCUGACUGUUGGAGCCUUACUGGUGACUCACUCAGAGGGAGUCAUUGGCUAUGGAAAUAAAAGCAAUUUUAAAACUGGGAACUCGAUAUAUGUUCGGCCCUAUGCUCUUUCAGUCCUAGUCCAGCCUUCAGAUGGAGAAGUGGGGAAAGAACUUCCAGUACAACCACAGCUCAUUUUUCUGGAUAAGCAGAAUCGGAGAGUAGAGUCCUUGGGGCUGCCAUCAGAGCCUUGGGCCAUUUCUGUUUCCCUGGAAGGGACUUCAGAUUCAGUGCUGAAAGGGUGUACUCAGGCAGAAACUCGAGAUGGUUAUGUGAGCUUCUCCAACUUGGCAAUUUUGAUUUCUGGGUCAAAUUGGCACUUUCUUUUUACUGUCAUUUCCCCUCCAGGAACCAAUUUUACAACUCGAUCCAGGCCAUUCGCCAUCUUACCUGUGACUAGGUCAGAGAAGUCGACCAUCAUCUUGUCUGCCUCCCUGUGCUCAGUGGUCUCGUGGCUGGCUCUGUGCUGUCUGGUGUGCUGUUGGUUUAAGAAAAGCAAAAGCAGAAAAAUAAAGAGUGAAGAUAUUUCUGCAUCCCAGACUAAUGAUCAAAAGAAUCAUGUCCAUGUCUCAUCUAAAUGCCAAGGAUCAGAGGUAGAGACUAAAAAAGAAGACCCCAUCAUGGGAGAAGAUAUGAGGAUGAAGGUCAUGCUGGGCAAGCUGAACCAACUCCCCCACCAGUCAGUAAACGGGGUGUCCAGAAGGAAGGUUAGCCGCCGUGCUGUCCGAGAAGAGGGUGGUGGCCGAGAAGAGGCCGCAGUAUCUGCUCCCAGUACGACCACUGUCACAUCUCCUGGGCACACCUGUGCUCCAGGCUCUCCUGCUCAGCAGAUGUGCAUGCAGGAGGCUGGAAACUGGAAAGAGGCCCAAGAGCAGUUGCUGAGAUACCAGCUGGCAGGUCAAGAUCAGCUGCUGCUGCUCUGUCCAGACCUCAGACACGAGAGGCAGCAGAUGCAGGAACAGAGUCGGCUGGCCAAGGACGGUGGCAGCUCAGGACGUUCCCAAGAGAAGAAAGCAUCCUGUGGUGCCAGCGAGGCAUUCUGCCUUCAUUCAGUCCAUCCCCAAGGUAUUCAGGAACAGCUGUGACCCAGGAGCAGCGCGGGCCUUUGGGCUGAAAGUCAGAAUGUUCAACAUAUUUCUUGAAAAUGAACAGGGGAGAUGAGGCCUGACUUAUAUAGACACUAAGAAGGAAGAAUAUGGACUCUAAAAUCUCUUUUUUUUUCAACUUUGAAAUGGGAGAUAGUCAUAUAAAUGCUUGAAGAUUGAGAGAAUGCUAGAUAUGUCUUUUGUAUUUAUUAUGGAUCUUAGUCCAAUGUCAGUCAAAUAAUAGGUUCCCAAGUAUUUGUUAAUAUUUUACUUGUUAAUUUAAGCCUGAUUUUGCCAUCUUAAUAAUGAUAUAACACUUACUUAUACCAGUAGGGGUUGUUAUUAAGCUUCCUUUAGGAGGACCACCCCCAAUUCUUUGGGCUUCUCUUAUUAAGGGGUCAUGAGAAGAUCUGGUCUGCUACGAUUAUUUCUGCAGUGUUACAGUAAGGUAUUUUUUUUGUCUUAUAGGAACAUUUGAAUGGUAAGAGAUCUAUCAGAACUUACCUUUUAACUAGAACACAACAUCCUGGGUUUUACCAAGCUGAUUUCAUUUUAUGCUUAAAUGCAAUCAUUAUUGGGAGCUCACAAUAGAGCAAACGUAUCAAGUUUGCACCUCAUGAGUAUUGAUACAUGAAAAUUGAUAUUCUCAUGGGAUUUGCUGAGAUUUUUAAUUAAAUAUAAACAUACAAGAAAAGCAAGUUCAGGAAAAUUAACUGUUUAUAGGUCAAAGUUAUUUCUAGAUAGUUCUUUGUAGUAGUAACUGGGUAAAAUUACAACUGGAAUUAAAAAAACAAAACAAAACAAACAAACAAAAAAAACCUGUGUGUUGGGAGACCAGGAUAACCAAGUGGCCAAAUGGAUUAUCAGUUAACUCAUUUAUCAGAGAACUGCUUUGGCAGAAAAGUACUUCAUAGAGCUGUCUGAUGAGGUGGGGAAGAGAUUACAUGUGCAGCCUUUCUGGGCUAUGCUAGAGGCUCUGAUGGAGACCAGAGUAGAGGGUCAACUGGUGUUAAGCUGGGUAAAGAUGCCAAUGGCAAUGUCACCUAAUUCAUACAUUUCCACAGGGCCCAUCCGUGUUCAUACUAAAGGGUACUUUAAGGAGCGUGACUGUGUCAUUGGCUCUGGAUCCAGAAGGCCCUGUGCUCCGAAGGAGUAAAGCAAAGAUAGCAGAGGGGAACAGGAUUUUCAGAAAGAACUUCCUCUCACCUUUUCCCUAAGUAUAAACCAGGAUUUUCCCACCUCCAGAAGGUUAAAGGGCUGUCCUGUGUUUGAAUUAGAUCAGAGGAAGGAGAUGGACUCUUCUAUGGCAGAAUUUUAAAUAAGGAUGCCCUGGAAUUAGCCCCAUAGAAAAUACUGGCAAAAAGUCAUCAUCACAGGGCGUCAAUGGGAAAAUAUGUGUCACCUUGCCAUGAGUUGGCAGGAGCUUUCUCGGCCUCUUUGUCCAUUCUUUUGGUGUCUUGUGACAUCUCAAACCUUCAAGCUGCCCCUAAAGGAGACAGGCAGCCUUCUCCGUGGCACAGUGUUGAAUACAGAGGGAGGAACAAUUAGACGUACUUCAAGAGAUCUUAAUCCAGACUCGCUGUGUUUAAGGAGGGCAUGGAUGGGCAAUCUGUCCUACAGACAUUAACUGUGGAGGCACAAAAUAGCUGCCUGAAGGGUAAAUCCCAUUGCAGAUGUAUGUUUUUUGGGCACUAACAGUAUCUAAAAAACAUAACAACAGAAACAAUAACGUGAAUGGCUUAGGCAGACUAUGCCUUCUCUAGUUUAAUUCGUCCCUGCUAUCACCUGUUCUUUAUCUCAUUUUUGUAGCUUCCUAGUCUGAGUAAUUUUGUUUGCAAUCUUUACUUUAGUCCUCAAAGAGCUGUGAUCUUUUUGUACAAAAACAUUUUAGAAGUUAAGGCUUUUGCGGAUUAUACAAUGGUAGGAGUCUUAGCACUACCUACUGAGGUCUGUCUACACAUUCUCCCUUUCACUCUGGUGACUUCUUUCACCGUCUCAAAUUCCAGCCUAGAUUUCUUUCCUGAGCUCUGUGCCAUAUAUUUAGCUGCCACUGAGAACUAUCCGCUCGGAUGCCCCGCAGCCACUAUGCCUUAACAUGGCCUCACAGCCCCCUCCUCCUCAUGCUUUCCCUAACGCAAUACACCACGUCCCUGCACUCAGACCAGACAUCUAGAAAUGAGCCAUGAUUCCAUGUUCUAUCUUACCCUUCCCAAAGGGUCAGCUACCAGCUCUGUUAUUUCUAUUUCUUCUUUACUCUUCUCUCAAUUUUUACUAUUGUCUUAUCUAUCCUCCGUGUGCCAAAAGACUCACCUUUCUGGAAGGCAAGUUUGAUUCUAUCCUUCUGUUUAGGAAUAAUUAUAAUUAGCCUAUUAAUUCUACCCCCAGCAAAGCCCAGGAUCCCUAUGGUCAGAAUGGAUUCUUUGACCCUGAACAACAGCCACAAACAUCCAGAGUAACUUGCAGGGUUCUCGAACGGGGCAUGGAAUUUCAGAGUCUGGCCAGAAUUGCCCAAACCAUAGUUAAGCCCAUCCUCUUUUUCCUUCUCAAAAAAUGAGAGAAUUGUGUAAAUGCUGGAAACAAAUAGAACAGCUCAUAGUUCAUUCAUGUCUGGAGAUGAGCUGAUUAGAUAAAGCAUAACUAUAGGCUGGCCAACCCUAAACUUAUUAAGACCAUUAAUAUGGGUAACCCAGCAAAUAUUUUACAGCAGUAACAAUGCUUUAUUCAAAUAAAUAAUUGAAAAAUAUCUUGUUCCUGUGUUAUUCCAAAGAAUCUAUUUCUGCCUCCAUUUCUGAUUUUCUAUAUAUGGUGAACUCCUUUCCCCCAAGAUUCUGAACAAACUAAAAUUCUAGAUAGUUUAAAAAAAUUGUAAAUGUUUAUGGGUAUUAAAGUUGAGAGAAGAAUGAAGGAAAUUAGGGUAGUUUCCACCAUCUCUUGGGUUUGGGGGAUUGUGUUCAGGGAAAGUACCAGACUGUGACCGAACUUCAUGUCUCAGAGUAAGAGACUGAGCCAAUCUG